AUGGAUGAUUUUACUAUAGUGAAAUGGGACCCAGCACGAGUUGCUGAAGAUAUGGAAAUGUUGACAAGUAAUGGCAGUUCCGUAUUCAACAAUGAUGAAUGUUUAACACAAGCACAAAUAAAAAGUUAUUUUUCCCGUUUGGCUGUAAAACAACGAACAAUGCAGCAAGUACUUGAUCAACAAACAACAUCAAACUCAAUAUAA
Rotaria sp. Silwood1 is the source of this 204-nucleotide messenger RNA. The record is from the annotation of a GenBank genome assembly. NCBI's taxonomy places the organism in Eukaryota, Metazoa, Rotifera, Eurotatoria, Philodinida, Philodinidae.